AGAAUUUUGUGUGUUGUUGUGACUUGUUUAUUGGUAUAAAAUGUUCAGUAAAUCGAUGCUAUAAUAAUAAAACAUAUAAUCUCAUGGCAUGGUCAUAUGAAAACAAAUUAUGACUGAAAUAACAUGUUUGAUCAGUUAUGUUAAUGAUUCGUUUUAAUGUGCAGUAUUAUCUCUUAACAAAAUUAACAAAAAAAAGUAUUAUUAACUAACCAAAAUUCAAAACCAAAUCUCAAAUAACACAAUAUGCGUAUAUUUUAAAUUGUGUGUGGUCAGAUUUGUGGUUCAUCAGGAUGUGUUCGAGCUCUCCUCACACGGCCUAUGCGUCUCGGUCCAUUCCCUAAAUUUCUACAUUAGCAUUGCACAAUAGAGUCACAGGUUGGUCUUGUUUCUUGAGAUUAUCAAGUCCGUCGGACCCGACCCUCGGAUUACCAAUCCGCGUCGCUCUUGGAGGGAGUGGUCCAAUCAGAGAGCACCUUGGAUAAAUAUUCAUGAGUCCCUGAUUCAAACCUUUGAGCGAGUUUGUCUGGAUCCACAGCAUCGUACCUAGACUUUUCACAGAGACAAACUACAUUUUCUUAUGAAUGGAAAGUGAAAAAAUCAGUUGCGCUUAAAUUGGGCUCCAUCCUUCACUCGGAUCAUAGAAGAAAACAAAAAGCAGGGAGGGAGAGAGAGAGAGAGCGAGAGACAUGACCAUGUCUACAAUACCAGAGAGUCUUAACAGCCCAGUCUCAGGAAAGAGCGUGUUCAUGGAAUUUGGGCCACCAAGUCAGCAAAUGUCGCCUUCAUCUAUGAGCCACGGACAUUAUUCAAUGCACUGUUUACACUCGUCCGGACACCCGCAGCACGAGAGCGCGUACAGCCCGGCUCCGUCCUUCCCCAGAUCUCUGCCUUAUCCGUACGUCAACUCGGUCGGUAGCCAUUCCUCCAGUCCGUACCUCAGCACCGUGCAGACUUACCCAAACAACUCGGCUCUGGCGCAGACGAGGCUGGAGGACCCAGCGCCGGAGUCAGAGAAAAACACCGUGGUGGAGGGAGGAGAGGUGCGUUUCAACGGGAAAGGCAAAAAGAUCCGCAAACCCCGGACCAUCUACUCCAGCCUCCAGCUGCAGGCUCUGAACAGGAGGUUCCAGCAGACUCAGUAUCUGGCUCUGCCGGAGAGAGCCGAGCUCGCCGCGUCCCUGGGGCUCACGCAGACACAGGUGAAGAUCUGGUUUCAGAAUAAACGCUCCAAGUUUAAGAAACUGAUGAAGCAAGGCGGAGGAACAAUAGAUCCGAACGCUUUGGCAAACGGGCGCGGACUGUCCACCGGAUCUCCAUCCCUUGCGCCCGUCUGGAACUCAACAGCCAGCGUCAAAACAUCCACACCGACCUCGUAUAUUCCCAGUUACACCUCGUGGUAUCCCACAGCACACCAGGACACUAUGCAGCAGCCGCAGCUCAUGUGAACCAGCACUGCUGACACAACCCCGCCCCUCUCUCCACCGAUGGCCCAGUUCAGGGGAGCCGACACAAGGCCGGUCUCUCUGCGGCCGGAGAUCCGGAGACACUCUCUAAAGACACCUGCUGACACACCGGCCGGCGUGGACUGAACGAGGGUCGUUUGCUCCGGAGAGGAAGCAAGUCUCUUUUUGAAUCGAAGGGAAUGCCGGGAAAAUGGGUCAAAUCAAAGCUGCUACUCUCCCCCUUACCGUGACUUUUUUGUUCUGUAAAAAAAAAAAAAAAAAAAAAAAAAUAUUCCAGUUUCUUCAAAUUUGUAAAUUCCCGUGAUGAAACUGGAAUUACCGGUUGGUCCAUCCACAUCACAGUGCUGGUUAAAACGGGCUGUGAGAGCGACAUGACAUGAGCUCCGCUUCGAGCUCAUACAACUGGGAUAAAUCACACCGUGAGCAAGUGUGAACGUCUCAAGAUUUUCCCCAUUUCAAAGGGAACAUAGAAAUUUUAAACAAAGUUAUUUUGUACGUAUGGCGUUUUGUGUUUAUUUAAAUAUAACUUAUUUAUAUUUGUUUUUUUUAAAUCUGUUUGUUUGUUUUAUUUAAAAUAAAUGUUCUUUAAAUUAUGAUGUGAGGCUGCACUAUAAAACAGAUUUGAGCCCAGUUUGUGAAGCCGAGAUGCAGAUAAACGCGUCUCUCAUCACCGUUAGAUGGGAAGUGUUGACACCUCUAAUGUACAGAAAUAGUCGUUUUCGUUGUGUGCUGAAUAAUGUGUGCAAAAGGAUCUAAACAUGAUUGUGUUGAUUAAAAUUCGUGUGUUUUUCCGUUUCAGAUUGAAAAAAAGUUUUAUAGCUUAUCCGUCACAUUAAUUUAUUGUUUAUGUUUCAUGGAGUCUUGUAUAAUGUGUAAACUCAAAACAGUAAAAAUCUGCUUAUGAAAGAAGUAACAAAAUGUCAUCGCAACGUUUAUUGCUUUGCCAAAUAAAUGAAUGAAACUCAGGUAACUGAUGACAACUGAAAACAAUGAACUGAUGCAAAAAUCAAACCUAUUUUGUGAAAUAAACAGGCCUAUCUCAA
This is a messenger RNA of Carassius auratus (goldfish), 2506 nucleotides long. It is a transcript of the gene dlx1a, whose product is annotated as distal-less homeobox 1a. Gene Ontology annotation, biological process: embryo development; cell differentiation; negative regulation of transcription by RNA polymerase II. The transcript has 3 exons. NCBI's taxonomy places the organism in Eukaryota, Metazoa, Chordata, Actinopteri, Cypriniformes, Cyprinidae. Gene Ontology annotation, molecular function: DNA-binding transcription factor activity, RNA polymerase II-specific; RNA polymerase II cis-regulatory region sequence-specific DNA binding. Bases 687 to 1445 code for a protein of 252 amino acids. The record is from RefSeq and is a predicted model, not a curated record.